AUGGCUGAAAUUGGCUCUCCGGGCACGAGAACUCGAGGUAUAGAAAAUAUAAUAGAUGCUCCUAGUUUCUCUUUGGGAUUCACUCAACAAGAAAACCCCAUUGCAGGAGGGUCAUCUUAUGCUGAGAUGCGUAGCAAAAAAAUCAAUGAUCCAAGAAGGAACAAACAACAUCAUGAUUCUCAUGAGGAUAAAGAAACAAAGAAGAAACAGUCAGCACCAGAUAAAAAAGUUUCUCAAGUGCCGCUACAGAAGAAGAGAAAGGUUACCAAGAAUGUUCCUGGAGGCAAGGGCAAAAAAGUAGUUCGGAAGGAACCUUCAAUUGAUGUAGAAGACGAUGGAGAGGAUUCUAGAUUUUUGGUCACGAAGCAGCCUGCUGUGGCCCCAUCUAUGCAAAGAUACACGAACGUCAAUGUAAUCAGUGACAUUAGGGAUAAACUAAAGGGGGCUGGUCAGAUGGACAAGUUUGCAGACUCUAUUUUUGGGAAGUAUCUCAGAAUGCAGCAUAUGGAUGUACAAGCACAGUUGUUCAGGUGCUUCAUGGUUAAAGAGCUUAAGGGAAGUACAUACGAGUGCUUUACUUUUGAAAUAAAUGGAAAAGUAUUGCGUUUUAGCAUAAGAGAAUUUGCACUAAUCACUGGAUUGAAUUGUGUCUCCGACGCAAAUGAGUUUGUAUACGAUAAGACGGAAAAAAAUAGGCUUAUGGAUGAUUAUUUGGGUGGAACAACUGAUCACAUCAAAAGGGGGCAGCUGAUUGAGUGUUUCAACAAUAUAGAUUGGGAGGACAAAGGCGAGGACGCAGUCAAGAUGACAAUAUUGUAUUUUAUAAAUACAUUUGUAUUCUGCAGUGAGCCUGUUCAAUCGAACAUACCUAGGAUACAUUUUGACGUUGUAAAGGAUGGGAGAUAUGUUGAUUAUCCUUGGGGCAAAGACUCCUUCAAAGAGUUGGUUACAAGCAUCAGUCAGAAAUAUGCCGACUUCAAGCAAUAUUAUAGGAUUCACGGAAUGCCAAUUGCCAUGCAAGUUUGGCUGUAUGAAUCUUGUUCAAAAGUCUCAUCCAAUAUUGCAAUUAAGUCGGGGAAUUUAAUUCCAAGAAUAUUGAAUUGGCGGACUGUUGAAGAAAGACCGAAAUUUGAUGCUUUGAUGGAAGGCAUGUUUAGAGAUGACAUACACCCGAUUUGUACUUUUGAUGAUGUUCUUCUAACCACUGCUGAGUUGGAACGACUUAAUUUGCCUCCUGUUGUUUCACAAGCUAUCCCCAACCCAACAGACGGAGUUGAAGUUGCCGAAGGUAACGAGAUGGUUGAUGAUGACUAUGAUGACUUCAGUACCACACUACCACACAAUGUAAGGGGUAAACAGCAACAGCGGCCUGCCGUAUCUGAUUCACCGCCUAAUAAGAAACGCAGACGGGUUUCAGUUACAGAUUCUACUGUAUCUGCUCAGUUUACUGAGCUUAACAAGUCCAUGGAUGAUAUUCGCAAGUGCAUCGAUGACAACUUCAAAAAGGUUGUUGAGGCAAUAAAGGGAAAUCAAACCUCAGAAAAGGCUGCCGAUAGUGAAGCUCCGAUAAAUCAAUACGAGGCUGGCAUACAAUACUCGCAUGAAUUCAAUCAAGAACAACAAUAUGCCAAAGAGACAUCAACUGUCAAAGAUGGUAUUGAUGAAAAUAAGUUAACAGGCACAAUGUUAACUGGCUAUGUUUCUGGUGUUGGAAUGCGCCAAAGUACACAAAGUGGGGAUACUUUAAAGGCUUCAACUGAAGAGAUUCAAGGUAGCGGUGAAACACCCCCGAAGCCAACACAACCACAGAAUCCCAUUUUUGGUUCUGUGAAAGGAUGUGGCGAGGCAGUCAUUGUGCAUACACAUGUGCCGGUUCUGGUUGUGCAACAAGGUGGGAUAAAUGAUAAUGCAGAAUUUAGUGCAUCAGAGCAAAUGGUAGCAGAGUUGCUAAUCCAGUGUCCUCUUGCCACCGUGAUUCCACUUGGUCCCCCUGCAAUACAAGUUAAUGAUCAAGCUGAUCCCUACAUGUUUACGACCCCUCAGAGCAGCAAAGUUGAGAACGUUGUACCAAAUUCUCAAUGGUUAAUUCUUGAUGAUGAAUUACCCAGCCAACUUGGAGUACGGAAAGGUUCAACUGCUGAAAUAGCACAACCUUCAAUCGAAAAUACUGAACGCCGAAUGAUUGUCCACCCAAGCAUUGUGCGAGAUAGGAAACCCAGCAAAUACACUGUGUCCCCUUUCAUGCCAAAUUACAGCUCAGCAGGAUCUUCUGCAAGGUCUUCUGUCCCUAUCAAAUUUGAAAAGAAGCACCCCUUUGUAGAACAUCCAAUAAAUGCCCCUGUGGACACGACGUAUUUUCAAGAAUAUGAAAAUUGGCUCAAGAAGGAUCUGUUAUUAAGGCAUGAUAAAAAAAGAGACAAGGAAAACCACUAUAGAAAAAACAAGGAAUUAGUGGAUCCUGAAGACGUCGAUAUGUCCCUCAAGUUAGGCGUCACACUUGUUAAAGACAAAAACUGGUUCUACUUGUUAUCAAUGGAAGGGAAACUUUGGAAUGAUGAGCAUCUUGAUGUUAUUUUUUAUUACCUCCGUAAGAAAGGCAAAUAUGAAGAUAACAACACAUAUAAAUAUACCACCGUCAGCUGUAUACUACAUACCAUAAUCACCGAGAUUUAUCAUACUUGGAAAAAUCCGGAAUCAUCCACAAGUGUUGCUAGCAAGGAAUCUGAUGUAUGUGAGUACAUAAAUGGGUACAGGUUGACGGGUAAUGUACCAUGGCAUACAGUUGACAACGUGUUAAUCCCUGUCAAUGUGAAAGAGGAAAAUCACUGGAUUUUAGUGGUAAUAUCAUUCAUUGACAGAUGUCUGUAUGUGUACGACUCAUAUCGAGCUGCAGGGCAUGAUGCCGUCGUUAGGAGAGAAGUGAACAUGAUGGCUGCCCUUGUGUCACAUCAUCUACAAAUGUCCGGUUUUUAUGAAAAGAAGAAGGAUAUGGAUUUUCAGAAUCACCCCGCUUACAAAAACAGAGCACUAAAUGACGAUUUUGAUGUCGUUAAUGUGGACGAUCUACCACAACAACCCUCUGGAAGCAUGGAUUGUGGUGUAUAUGUGGCAGCUUUUGCUGAAUUCUUGAGCUCGGGUGAAGGCAUUCCAGUCAAUAUUGAUGCAAAGUUUCACCGUCAGAGAUGGUGCACUUCUUUGCGACUAUGCUUGGGGAAAGGCAAAACAGAAUGGAGAAAGUGA
Messenger RNA from Lycium barbarum (goji berry), 3240 nucleotides. RefSeq lists its product as uncharacterized. NCBI's taxonomy places the organism in Eukaryota, Viridiplantae, Streptophyta, Magnoliopsida, Solanales, Solanaceae. The coding region runs from base 1 to 3240 and encodes 1079 amino acids. The transcript has 12 exons. Gene Ontology annotation, molecular function: cysteine-type peptidase activity. Gene Ontology annotation, biological process: proteolysis. The record is from RefSeq and is a predicted model, not a curated record.